AUGGACGGGUGGGGGUUGCCUGUUCACAUAAAGAGCUGGUCCUCUUUGGGGAGGGACAACAGACUGAACAACACACCCCCAGAGGACACAGAUAUCUCCUCCAUCUCCAAACACGCAGAGAGUCAGACGGAUCGGAACUUACUUGAGCGCUGUCAUCCAACCAGCGUGCAGUACAAUCCCUACAUGACAAGUUGCAGCCUGAGAGACAGACAGACCUACAUCCAUCUGGCCUCGGGCUCGGGACAAUCCUACAGGAAGCCCGCAGCGUGA
This is a messenger RNA of Knipowitschia caucasica, 270 nucleotides long. The record is from the annotation of a GenBank genome assembly. NCBI's taxonomy places the organism in Eukaryota, Metazoa, Chordata, Actinopteri, Gobiiformes, Gobiidae.